This is a messenger RNA of Ostreobium quekettii, 1275 nucleotides long. The record is from the annotation of a GenBank genome assembly. Lineage: Eukaryota; Viridiplantae; Chlorophyta; Ulvophyceae; Bryopsidales; Ostreobiaceae.
AUGGCCCUUCCUGAUGCCCUUAUCCAAACGCUCACAUCCGGAGGAUAUAUCACGCGGCUUGCUCUUCACAAACAUAGUAAGAGGAGCAGCAGUCCAGCAGAUGUCCUGAAGAGGGAUCUCCAAAACCUGUUGGCUACCAGGGACUUGAACCCAAGUGAAAUUACUGCACUCUUGGAGGAGGUGCCAACGGGGUGGGAGAAAUUGGGGGAUCUAAUCAUGCUUCCCCAGGGCAGUAUGUGCUCCUCCAUGUGGGCAGAUUGUGGCCAUGAGGCUUGGAAGAUCGUGGCUUCUGCCAUUGGAGGCAGGCGAGUGGCCAGACAGGCGCACAUAGCAUCUGCUGAAACCCGUGACAGCCAGGCAGAGAUGUUGCAUGGUGAGAAUGGUUGGGUUGAGCAUCGAGAGAAUGGCAUAAUGUACAGUUUCGACGUGACAACAUGCAUGUUCAGUUCAGGGAACGGGACAGAAAGAGCACGGAUGGGUGCCGUGUGUUGUCAGGGAGAGACAGUUGUUGACUGCUAUGCUGGAAUCGGAUACUUCACACUGCCAAUUCUGUGCCAUGGCAAGGCCCAGCAGGUCUAUGCAUGUGAAUGGAACCCUCCUGCCGCAGCUGCACUUCGUCACAACCUCAACCAAAAUGGAGUGGCAUCUAGGUGUGUGGUGCAUGAAGGCGACUGCCGCAACUUGGCUCCAAAAGGUGUGGCAGAUCGUGUGGUCAUGGGGCUUUUGCCAUCAUCCCAGGCAGGCUGGGCCACAGCUGUUGAGGCGCUGAAGCCGGAAGGUGCGAACCAUCGACUUGAUGAUAGUGUGGCUGGCAUAUUCAUGAGUCAAGCAGCACUGUUUGUGCAUAGGCAGGACUCAGGUUUGAUCAGGUCUUCUUCUGCCAAUAGAAUGUUGCUGUUCACUCUGUCAGCUUGUUCGGUCUUGCUGCAAAAGAGUGGCAAGCACUUUAGAGUUUUCAGCAGCUGGCUUGCUGCCCAGGAGCGGCGUAUCUGCCUCUGCAGAUGUCUUGUUACUGAAGUACAAGGGAAGAGGGCAUAUCAUAUACAAUGGGCACACUUCUCAUGGCGUGUGGCAUUCUCCUUCUUUUGGCAAACAGGGCAUCUCUGGAUGCAGGAGACCCCGUCAAUCAUUUUAAUUCGUACAGAAAGCAACCUGCAUGUUGAGCAUCUUCCAAAGCUAUGGAACAACAAGGCAUUUGCUUGGGGUCCAGCUGUGACCACAGAUUUUGUUCAUCCUGUGGUCAGGCGGAUGGGUGCAUGUUCAUGCCAACGUUGA